Messenger RNA from Trifolium pratense (red clover), 5600 nucleotides. Its product is annotated as formin-like protein 18. The coding region runs from base 511 to 5304 and encodes 1597 amino acids. NCBI's taxonomy places the organism in Eukaryota, Viridiplantae, Streptophyta, Magnoliopsida, Fabales, Fabaceae. The transcript has 16 exons. The record is from RefSeq and is a predicted model, not a curated record.
GACAAAAAAAAUUAUGAUUAAACAUUUUAUGUGUGAGCAAAUAACCUAGUACGCAUCUAAUUCUAUCCUAGUACAAUUGUUUUGUACCUUUGUCCUAAGUAAGAGAAAAACAAAACAAAAAAAUUAAGAUACGGACAUAGAAACACAACAGAUUGCGUUAGAGAGAGAAACCUCGCUCGGAUCCAAACCAAAUUGCUCUUUCUUCUAAACAAAACAAGCUUCCAAAAUUCUAACAACAACAGCUUCUUCCACCAUGUCAGAAUCAACCACUCUCAUGUUACUCUUUUGAUUCAAAGCUAAGUUUUCCCCUUUUUGCAUGUGAAGACAGAGACAAGGACAACAACAAUAUCUGCAAAGUGUUUUCUUAAACACGCAGCAAAAAUCCAUGUUUCUGAUUCCUGAAAACAGACACUUCCUUCAAUCAUCAUUACAUUCUCAUUUUGUGGGGUUUCUGAGAUCUCAAAAUCACCAAUGUUGGUUCAAUUAGGGCUCUUAAGAUCUUUUAUAUAAAUGGCAUUGUUCCGUAAGUUCUUCUAUAAGAAACCCCCUGAUGGCCUUCUUGAAAUCACUGAAAGGGUUUAUGUCUUUGAUUACUGCUUUACCACUGAUAUUAUGGACGAAGACGAAUAUAAAGUGUAUAUAGGAGGAAUAAUUAGGCAAAUCGGCGAGCACUUCCCCGACGCUUCAUUUAUGGUGUUCAACAUGAGGGAAGGAGAAAACCAAAGCCAUAUAUCAAGCAUUUUGUGUGACUAUGACAUGACUGUGAUGGACUAUCCAAGACAAUAUGAAGGUUGUCCAUUACUUACCAUGGAGAUGAUCCAUCAUUUCUUGAGAUCAGGUGAAAAUUGGCUUCAACUCGGGCAUCAAAAUAUCGUCUUGAUGCAUUGCGAACGAGGUGGAUGGCCGGUUUUAGCAUUUAUGCUGGCUGCGCUCUUGAUUUAUAGAAAAAUGUAUACAGGGGAACAAAAAACACUGGAUAUGAUAUAUAAGCAAGCGCCUCGGGAACUUUUGCAAUUGAUGUCACCAUUGAAUCCGUUACCUUCACAACUAAGGUAUCUUCAGUACAUAUCAAGAAGAAAUGUUGGUUCAGAAUGGCCUCCUCUGGAUAGGGCACUUACGUUGGACUGUGUAAUUAUACGACAAAUUCCUAACAUGGAUGGAGAGGGUGGUUGCCGUCCUAUAUUUAGGAUAUAUGGACAAGACCCUUUUAUUCCUGCGAAUCGGACUCCCAAAGUUCUCUUUUCUACUCCGAAAAAGAGCAAACUUGUUCGGCACUACAAGCAGACUGAUUGCGAACUAGUCAAGAUUGACAUCCAUUGUCAUGUUCAAGGCGAUGUUGUACUUGAGUGUAUUAGUUUGGAAGGUGAUUUGGAACGUGAAGAAAUGAUGUUCCGGGUUAUGUUUAAUACAGCAUUCAUAAGAUCAAAUAUUUUGAUGCUUAACCGUGAUGAAAUCGACAUGUUGUGGAAUGCUAAAGAUCAUUUCCCUAAAAAUUUUAGAGUAGAGGUUCUUUUCUCAGAUAUGGAGGCUUCUUCAUCUUCUGUUAUUUCAAUCGAUCUUCCUCGUAUUGAGGAGAAAGAAGGUCUGCCUGUUGAAGCAUUUGCUAAGGUUAAGGAAAUUUUCAGCCAGGUUGAGUGGCUCGAUUCGAAGUCCGAUGUAGCAAAUAUGCUACAACAGAUCACAGCAUCAAAUAUCCUUCUAGAAAGAUUGGACGGUGGAUCUCCGGGUUCUCCAAGCGCCUUGCUAGCCGAGUCAUUGUCUGGAAGAUUUAGAUUUGAUUCAAAGUCACCGAAUGAAACUAACAAUUUCAAAUCUUCCUUUUAUGAUGAUCUUCCCAUGUCUCCAUUGCGAUUGUCGGAGGAUGUUUCAAUGGAUAAAUUGAUUGAAUCAUUAAAAAUAGAGGAAUUGUCAGAAGAGAAAAUCGAGGCUCUUGCAAGUUUAGGUCAAGCAAGCAAACCUAUUCCUUUAUUUGAUCUGUCAAAUGAUUCAGAUUCUACUAAAGUUGAGACUGAAUCAUCAGAAUCAAAACAAUCAUUGGAAAAUUAUCCUAAAUUUCCUGUUUCUACAGCUCAGGUGGAACAAUCUGGCCCCUUAAUUGAACCAUCAAUAGAUGCAGAUUCGAUGAAAAUGAAGACUGGAUCAUUGGAAUCUGAGGAAAAGAAGAUUGAAUCAUUAGCAUCAACGGCGGUAUUGGAAAAUGACACAAUGCUUCCUGCAUAUGACUCUCCUACUAAUGCAAAUUCUGUGAAAAGUAUUGGACUGUUUGGAUCGAAAGAAAAAGAGAUUGAAUCAUUAGACUCAAAGGUACCGAUGGAAAAUGAUAGCGUAGUUAAAUCCAAACCAAAGAUGCGUCCAGAAGCUGAUAUAAGAAGUCUGAAUUCUGCAGGUGAAGAGAAUUUUUCAGUGUCCUCAUUUGAAUCAAUUGGGGAUGCUACAAUGGAAAAGAAGAAAAAACCUUUAGAUUUAACAACAUCACCAGAAAAUAACAUCAAGACUCCUGCACCGGCAGAUUCAAAUCCUAAUACUAUGAAGUUUGAAUCAUUAGAAUCGAAGGCACCUGUGGAAAAUGAUACCAAGUUUCCUAUGUCUACAGCUCAAGCAAAACAAUUUACUCCCUCAAUCAAACCAUCCACGGAAGCAAAUUCAGUGAAACAGUCGAUGGAGCAAUUAGAGUCAAAGAAAAAGGAUGUUGAAUCAUUAGAAUCAAAGUCAUCAUUGGAAAAUGAUACCAAGGGGGAACAACAAUCUGUUCCCUUAAUUCAAACAUCAGCGGAUGCAAGUUCAAUGAAAACAAUGAAUGAGAAAUCAGAAUCAACGGCGUUGUCAGAAAAUGAUAUCAAGAGUCCCACAUCCAAGGUUGAGAAGGAUCAAACUAGUCCUUUACUUGAAUCCACCGUUGAUGAAAAAUCAAUUAAAAAGAAGAUUGAUCCUCAAGAAUUGCAGGUUUCUCUUCAGCUACCAACCCAAUCGAAAAUAAUUUCUCCACGGAUACAUCAAGCUAAUCGAUCAGCUACAGCUUCUUUUUCUUCUAAUUCCUCGUUAGGUUCACCUGGAUCAUCGGCUUUGGGAAUAACAUCUGUGUUGCAAGAUCAGGCACCAAUGGAUAUCAAAGAAGACGUCACUCAUGCAGUGUCGGUAUCUCCUCCUUCAGACUCAAAGGUGCCAAAGUCUGUAGAGACUUGUUCUACAAGUAUUCCUACAACAUCAUCAACACCAACAUUGCUUCCAUCUUCGCAGUUAAAGUCUUCAGUAGAUCCUCCUGGUGCUGUCGAAAAGACUUUAAAACCCCUUGUUUCUAUUCCUCCUCCACCUCCACCUCCUCAACAAGAGCCUACUUCAAAUUUGAUGCAAUCUACUAUUACUUUUACACAACAUGGUGAAAAUUCAAUGCAUGAUAGAAAUCAGAUAUCAUCAGCUAUUCCUCCUCCUCCCCCUCCUCCGUCCCUUCCCGAAACAUCUAUUUCCACCAUCAUAGAUUCAUCGAAAAGUCCUCCUUGUCCGCCACCUCCACCACCACCAUCUUCAACCGGACAAACUUCAUCAUCUUCAAUACCUCCUCCUCCACUUCCUCCUCCACGGAGUAUGAACAACUCUGUUGAUAUGCCUGGUCCUCCUCCUCCACCUCCACCACCAAGCCAACCUGGAACCACUCCUGGUUCCACUUCUACACAGUUCGUGCCGCCACCACCCCCUCCUCCAGCUUCUGCAACCCAAAAUUCUUUGUCUAAAAGCUCUCCAAAUGUUCCACCUGUACCUCCACCUCCUUCUGCCAAUGGCACUUCCAUACCUCCGCCUCCUGGAAUUCCUGGACCACCUCAGCCUCCUGCAAUUCCUGGACCGCCUGGAAAUGCACCUCCAGUUCCUGGACCACCUGGAAAUGUGCCCCCAAUACCUGGACCACCUGGCGGUGCAUUAAAGGGACGCGGAUUGCUACGAACUACUGCAAAAACUCAGACUAAAAGGAGCAAUCUAAAACCUUAUCAUUGGUUAAAGUUAACAAGGGCCAUGCAAGGUAGCUUGUGGGCUGAGACACAGAAACCUGAUGAAGCUAGUAGGGCUCCUGAGUUUGACAUGUCUGAACUUGAGACUCUUUUCUCUGCAGCUACUCCAAGUAAUAAUAGUGAAAAAGGAGGAAAUUCAAAUCGCCGUGGCUCAUCGCAAAAACCUGACAAAGUUCAAUUAAUUGAACUCAGACGAGCGUAUAACUGUGAGAUUAUGCUUACAAAAGUCAAAAUCCCAUUGCCUGAUUUAAUGGGUCAUGUUCUCGCAUUGGACGACUCCGUGUUAUAUGUUGAUCAGGUUGACAACCUCAUAAAGUUCUGUCCGACUAAAGAAGAGAUGGACCAGCUCAAGGCAUACACUGGAGAUAAGGACAAUUUGGGGAAGUGUGAACAGUUCUUCUUAGAAUUAAUGAAAGUUCCAAGAGUGGAAAGCAAGCUAAGAGUUUUCUGUUUUAAGAUGCAAUUCUGCUCCCAGGUUUUAGAGCUCAGAAGAGAUUUGAAUAUUGUAAAUUCUGCAUCUGAAGAGGUAAGUAAUGUUAUAUUUUUCAUUUUAAUAUUCUAUUUCUCAAAUCAACUUUCCGUUCUCUUCAGCUUUCGUUGUUAUGUGUAUCAGAUAAGGAAUUCAGUCAAAUUGAAAAGAAUCAUGCAGACCAUUCUUUCGCUAGGCAAUGCUUUGAACCAUGGAACUGCAAGAGGUGCUGCUGUUGGGUUCCGAUUGGAUAGUCUUCUUAAACUUACUGAUACACGAGCCCGAAACAACAAAAUGACCCUCAUGCAUUAUCUUUGUAAGGUGCUUUCUGAAAAGCUUCCAGAACUUUUAGAUUUCCACAAAGACCUAGUUAAUUUGGAGGCUUCAAGCAAGAUACAAUUGAAAUAUUUGGCAGAAGAAAUGCAAGCUAUUAGUAAAGGACUGGAGAAAGUAAUUCAAGAACUGACUGCAUCCGAGAAUGAUGGACCUGUGUCAGAAACCUUCUGCCAGAUUCUGAAAGAAUUUCUUAGUGACGCUGAAGCUGAAGUGAGGUCUUUGGCUCAGCUUUAUGCCAAUGUGGGUAGAAAUGCAGAUGCAUUAGCGUCAUACUUCGGAGAAGACCCAGCACGUUGCCCAUUUGAACAAGUUGUAACUACUCUGCUAAACUUUGUGAGGAUGUUCAUCCGAGCACACGAUGAAAAUUGCAAGCAGAUUGAAUAUGAUAAAAAGAAAGCCGAGAAGGAAGCAGCUGCAGAAAAUGAAAAGUUGAAGCAUGCUUCUAAAAGUGACUCUCCGCGUAUGAUGAGAACCACCAUCAAGAGCGGUGAUACAUGAUGUUUUUUUUUUUGUGUACAAUGUAUUUGAUUUAGUGUUGCCGCCGGUAAAUCUUGUGUGUAUUCAGCGAUAGCGAUGUAAAUGCUAAUCCAAUGGUGUUUUUUUUCUUCUUAACAUAAGAUAGAGAGUAGUUUUUCACUUUUAUUUUAAAGGAGAGUAUUUAGAGGCACCAAUACUGAGAAUUUUCAGUUAAUGUCCUUAUGCUACAUGCACUGGUGAGGACAAAUGCUUUGUAAAUAUCAAGGUAUUGGAUAGAUUAGAACACAAGUUAUACAUUUUAUUGAGUUUUUUUGUUA